CCGCAACCAAUUUAUCACAUCACCAUUCGCAUUCUGUCGGUCCUACCUCGAACCCAUCACCGAUUGCGCAGCUCUGACAACCGAUCUGUCCGACGGCCAUGGACGACUACGAAGCCGAGUUUGCCGAUCACUCUCCUCCUUCGUUCACCCAUCGCGCGGAAAAUGUGAUCAAGGAUCCUCAAGGGUUCAACCCGGGUCUGAUAGUCUUGCUCCUUGUUGGUGGCCUACUAUUGACGUUCCUGGUUGGAAAUUAUGUACUUUAUGUGUAUGCACAAAAGACCCUUCCUCCAAAGAAGAAGAAGCCAGUCUCGAAGAAGAAGAUGAAGAAGGAGAGGCUGAAGCAAGGUGUUUCUGCACCCGGAGAAUAGACAUGGUCGGCCAAUUUGUAAUGCUUCUGCUCUUUAGGCUGAGUUGUUGUGUUCAAAUGUCAUCCUUCUUGUCCCGUACCCUUUUCUUUGAUGUUUUUCUCCUCUCAUCAUACUGGAUUGAAAUUUAGCUACACAAUUUGAUUUUAAGUUAGACCCCCGAUGAUUUGGCAUCUAACUAGGGAGAUAAUGACUUCAGUUGCAAAAAUUCAAAACAUAUUGCACUUUUCUCCAAGACAAUUGUGGUUAUUUUUUUGUUUC
Messenger RNA from Rhododendron vialii, 626 nucleotides. Its product is annotated as DNA-binding protein S1FA. Gene Ontology annotation, biological process: regulation of DNA-templated transcription. The transcript has 2 exons. The record is from RefSeq and is a predicted model, not a curated record. NCBI's taxonomy places the organism in Eukaryota, Viridiplantae, Streptophyta, Magnoliopsida, Ericales, Ericaceae. Gene Ontology annotation, cellular component: nucleus. Bases 99 to 368 code for a protein of 89 amino acids. Gene Ontology annotation, molecular function: DNA binding.